This is a messenger RNA of Spodoptera frugiperda (fall armyworm), 570 nucleotides long. RefSeq names its product allergen Tha p 1. NCBI's taxonomy places the organism in Eukaryota, Metazoa, Arthropoda, Insecta, Lepidoptera, Noctuidae. The coding region runs from base 163 to 531 and encodes 122 amino acids. The transcript is spliced from 3 exons. The record is from RefSeq and is a predicted model, not a curated record.
UCAAUUAGAUUUGUGACGUGUGAAACUUCAAACUUGUUUUAUUGUCUGGAUUUAGGAGAUGAUGUACUAGCAUAUAUAUUGAAAUACUGACCUCAAUCACUGCAUUCUAACUGAGUUUGUGCAACAGACAUCACCAAAACUUGAUCCAAACAAUCCUUCAUUAUGAAGGUCGUGUUUCUCGUGUGUGUGUUGGCUGCGGUGGUGUACGGUGAGCAGUAUACGGAUAAAUAUGACAACAUCGACCUGGACGAGAUCCUUCAUAACGAAAAAAUCCUGCAAUCUUAUGUAAACUGCUGCCUGGACCAGGGCAAGUGUACACCUGACGGCAAGGAAUUGAAAUCGCACAUUAAGGAAGCUUUAGAAAACCGAUGUGCAAAAUGUACUGAUGCUCAGAAGAGAGGUACAGAGAAGGUCCUGAAGUUCCUCAUCAACCAUAAGCCAGACAUCUGGGACCAGCUCUGCAACAAAUUCGACCCCGAAGGAUUAUACAGGAAGAAGUACGAACAGGAGUACCAAUCCGCUAAACAAUAAAUAACUUAUUUCAUGAAAAUAAAGAAUUUCCUAAGAAUA